CUCCGGGCGGCCAGCCCAGCGCCACCUCCCACCCGCCUGUCACCUUGUGCGCGUCCCUUCCCCGCCUGGGCCUCCGUUUUCAGUCAAACGCGGGCUAACAGUAGCCCGGCCUCGUGGACGGACUGAGGGACUGAACGGGUUAACGAUACAAGUAGAAUAGAACCGUGUCCGGCCUGGUGCGAGGGCCCUGAUGUUCGGUGUAGUUGUUGGGCGUGGUGAUUGAAGAGGUCCGGUCCCCCCCUUUUGGCCUCAGUUUCCCUAUUUGUAAAGUGGAGCAGGGCGGAGGGCUGUCUCUGGGUUUCCGGUUAGUGCGCUUAAGCUCUGGAGACCCACGGGCUGCACCCCUGGCUCUUCCACUUCUCGCUGAUGGAUGAGGGCGAGUUUUCUCUCUAGCCCUCCGUUUUCUCUGCUCUGGAGUGGGGGUCAUUACCUAGUUCACCAGGCUGCUGUGCGAAGUCAUUUGUUCAGUAAACACCUGCUAGAAUCAGGCCUGAUGUUGAGGCCAGGAAGGUGACACCAAUGUGAUGCCCUGGACAGAUGUGAAACAGCAUGACUGCCUUGGUAUGGCUGAGAUGUAGGAAGGAAGCAACGCAUGUUGUGAUAGUGAGUCAGUCGGUAUCUGGGCCUCUGCUCUGCCAAGGGCCCUCUUCUGGGCACAGGUAUUCACCUGGCCUCGUGGGCCAACGGUCAACAUGUCUAGAAGUGAAGUGUGUGCGGGGUUGGUUGGGGAUAAGCACUGAGGAGAAUAUGAAGAGGGGGGCAGUUUAAAGAAUGGUCUGGGAAGAUGGAGCCCAUGUUGGCAAAGAGCCGGAGGCGGCAAGGAUGGAGCCCAAAGAUGCUGGGCAGGGGUACUCAGCAAACUGGAAGCUGGAUGGGGAGGCUCCCCUGAGGCUGCAGAGUGGAGGAUGAGACCAGAAGCAGCAGUUUCAGGAAGGAGGUGGGGGGGCCCUUGCAGGAAGAGAGGCACGCAGGUGUUGAUGGGCCGUGUCAGGAGACGUCUAUGAGUGUCACCACCAGGAACUUCUCCUGGCCUCCGUGGGUGAAGGUGGAACCCGCAGCAUGCAGGGCAGCCCCGGCAGAGGGAAUGCACCUUUCACAGAGAUCGGCGGAGCUGGCUUCCGAGGGACUCCUGAGCUUCGCCUCAACAGCAUCAAGAAGCUGUCCACCAUCGCGCUGGCCCUCGGGGUCGAGAGGACCCGCAGCGAGCUCCUGCCCUUCCUCACAGACACCAUCUACGACGAGGAUGAGGUCCUCCUGGCCCUGGCGGAGCAGCUGGGAGCCUUCACCACCCUGGUGGGUGGCCCCGAGUACGUGCACUGCCUGCUGCCGCCCCUGGAGUCGCUGGCCACAGUGGAAGAGACGGUGGUGCGGGACAAGGCGGUGGAGUCCCUGCGGGCCAUCUCGCACGAGCACUCGCCCUCCGACCUCGAGGCCCACUUCGUGCCGCUGGUAAAGCGGCUGGCGGGCGGCGACUGGUUCACCUCCCGCACCUCGGCUUGCGGUCUCUUCUCCGUCUGCUACCCACGCGUGUCCAGUGCCGUCAAGGCAGAGCUGCGACAGUACUUCCGGAACCUGUGCUCAGAUGACACCCCCAUGGUGCGGCGGGCCGCAGCCUCCAAGCUGGGGGAGUUCGCCAAGGUGCUGGAGCUGGACAAUGUCAAGAGUGAGAUCAUCCCCAUGUUCUCCAACCUGGCCUCCGACGAGCAGGACUCGGUGCGGCUGCUGGCAGUGGAGGCAUGCGUGAACAUCGCCCAGCUCCUGCCCCAGGAGGACUUGGAGGCCCUGGUGAUGCCCACCUUGCGCCAGGCUGCUGAGGACAAGUCCUGGCGUGUCCGGUACAUGGUGGCCGACAAGUUCACGGAGCUCCAGAAAGCAGUGGGGCCCGAGAUCACCAAAACAGACCUGGUCCCCGCCUUCCAGAACCUGAUGAAGGACUGUGAGGCCGAGGUGAGGGCCGCAGCCUCCCACAAGGUCAAAGAAUUCUGUGAAAACCUCUCAGCUGACUGUCGGGAGAAUGUGAUCAUGACCCAGAUCUUGCCCUGCAUCAAGGAGCUGGUGUCAGAUGCCAAUCAGCACGUCAAGUCCGCCCUGGCGUCAGUCAUCAUGGGCCUCUCCCCCAUCCUGGGCAAGGACAACACCAUCGAGCACCUGCUGCCCCUCUUCCUGGCUCAGCUGAAGGAUGAGUGCCCAGAGGUGCGGCUGAACAUCAUCUCCAACCUGGACUGCGUGAACGAGGUCAUUGGCAUCCGGCAGCUGUCACAGUCCCUGCUCCCUGCCAUCGUGGAGCUGGCGGAGGACGCCAAGUGGCGGGUGCGACUGGCCAUCAUCGAGUACAUGCCCCUGCUAGCUGGACAGCUGGGGGUGGAGUUCUUUGAUGAGAAACUCAACUCCUUGUGCAUGGCCUGGCUGGUGGAUCACGUCUAUGCCAUCCGCGAGGCGGCCACCAGCAACCUGAAGAAGCUGGUGGAGAAGUUUGGGAAGGAGUGGGCCCACGCCACUAUCAUCCCCAAGGUCUUGGCCAUGUCUGGAGACCCCAACUACCUGCACCGCAUGACCACACUCUUCUGCAUCAACGUGCUGUCGGAGGUCUGCGGGCAGGACAUCACCACCAAGCACAUGCUGCCCACCGUGCUGCGGAUGGCCGGGGACCCUGUGGCCAACGUCCGCUUCAACGUGGCCAAGUCCCUGCAGAAGAUCGGGCCCAUCCUGGACAACAGCACACUGCAGAGUGAGGUCAAACCCAUCCUGGAGAAGCUGACCCAGGACCAGGACGUGGACGUCAAGUACUUUGCCCAGGAGGCUCUGACUGUUCUGUCUCUUGCCUGAUGUUGAAGUGGAGCUGCCACCCGCCAUCCGCGGCGUCCAGCCCCCCUCGGGGAGACGGUGGGGCUUGGCUGUCACUCCCGGUGCAUGGUCUGACCCGGGCCCUCCCCGCACGGUUCCUCCUCUGCAGCCUCACCGCCCACCUCCCUGGGGCGGGGCACUCGGCGCCACAGGGCGGCGACCCUUGGGAGGGCCCUGCCUGCAUCCGGCGGGGGGAGAAGUGUGACCAUCAGGUCACUUGGUCCUGCUGCUGUUGUGGACCCCUCCUCUUGCCUUCUCCGCCUCCCUGUCCCCUCAGUGGGUUUUUUGUGUCAACUGUGUCGUUUUUAUUUUAUUCCUUCCCUCCCCCCUUUUCACAGAGAAAUAAAGGUCUAGAAACAGCUGGUGCUCUGGUCGCAUCACUGGUGCGGAGGAG
Molecule: messenger RNA, 3238 nt
Organism: Talpa occidentalis (Iberian mole)
Lineage: Eukaryota; Metazoa; Chordata; Mammalia; Eulipotyphla; Talpidae
Gene: PPP2R1A
Product: protein phosphatase 2 scaffold subunit Aalpha
Exons: 15
Coding region: 1060-2826 (588 amino acids)
Biological process (GO): protein dephosphorylation
Cellular component (GO): cytoplasm; protein phosphatase type 2A complex
Molecular function (GO): protein phosphatase regulator activity; protein binding
Source: RefSeq, a predicted model, not a curated record